AUGGAGGAAGAUCGGGAGGAUCCAGCCGACCUACUGGAGGCGAGCAUCCCGACACGAUGGGAAGUAUUCGUCGAUGGAGCAUCAAACAAAUAUGGAUCAGGCCUUGGGAUAGUCUUCACCAUACCCAAAGGAAUGAAGAUAAUCCACUCAUUUCGAUUGGAGUUCAAAGCAACGAACAAUGCUACAGAGUACGAGGUGGUGAUCCAUGCUCUAAGGAUAAUCGUCGAAAUGAGACUACAUGAUGUGAGACUGACCAGCGACUCGCAGCUGGCGAUCCGAAAAAUUACCGGCAAAUAUGCUAUCCAUGACCCGAUUUUACAAAAGUACUGGGAACUCUCCCAAUUCUACAUCGACCAGAUCCCCAACACCAAAUUCCGUCACAUAUGCAGAAAAGACAACCGACAUUCCAACAUUUUGUCAUACAUAACGUCUCAGUUAACGGAUCCUAGUGUGGAAGGCAUCCGAGUCGUGAGGCUCCUUACACCUUCAAUUCCAGAGGUACCAGAAAUACGCAUCGACGUGGAAGUCAACACGACCGAUAGGUAUCAGGAAGGAUAUUGGAGAAAGCCGAUCUAUUUGUACUUAGAAACAGGCAAGCUACCCAGAGGGCGACCAGAGAUCAACAAAGUCAAGAGUAAAUCGGUUGCGUAUGAGCUGAGGGACGGAAUCCUAUACAGAAAGUCUUACUUAGGACCAUUACUAAGAUGUUUGAGUAAGGAUGAAGGCCAAUCAAUCUUGAAUGAACUACACUAUGGAGCAGUUGGAAACCAUAGCUCGGGCCGGAGUCUGUCGGCUAGGGCAAAAACGAUGGGAUAUAUCUGGUCGUAUAUGAAUGAUGACGCAAAACGGAUGGCACAAGCUUGCGAGGAGUGCCAGCGGUAUGGCAAGAAGAUACAUGCACCAUCUGUAACCUUGAACUCAGUAGUAAGCCCAUGGCCUUUCGCCAAGUGGGGAAUCGACAUUGUGGGACCACUGCAUGUGGGAUCGGGGCAAAGAAAGUACUUAAUCGUGGCUACGGACUACUUUACUAAAUGGGUAGAUGCAGCACCUUUGAAACAUAUCCGAGAUAAAGACGUCUUCAGAUUCAUUUGGGAACACAUCAUAUGUCGUUUUGGAGUACCGACAGCUAUUGUCUCGGACAAUGGAAAACAACUUCAAGAAGAAAACAUUGAUUUUUUGUUCAACACCUACAACAUUAGGAAAAGUAAGGCCACCCCUAUAUAUCCUCAGAGCCGAAAUUACAAACAAAACAAUCGCCGACAAUUUGAAGAAAAAAUUGGAUGUGGAGUACGGUGA
Papaver somniferum (opium poppy) is the source of this 1296-nucleotide messenger RNA. RefSeq lists its product as uncharacterized. The coding region runs from base 1 to 1296 and encodes 431 amino acids. Gene Ontology annotation, biological process: DNA integration. Lineage: Eukaryota; Viridiplantae; Streptophyta; Magnoliopsida; Ranunculales; Papaveraceae. The transcript has a single exon. Gene Ontology annotation, molecular function: RNA-DNA hybrid ribonuclease activity; nucleic acid binding. The record is from RefSeq and is a predicted model, not a curated record.